Molecule: messenger RNA, 403 nt
Organism: Protobothrops mucrosquamatus (brown spotted pit viper)
Lineage: Eukaryota; Metazoa; Chordata; Lepidosauria; Squamata; Viperidae
Product: selenocysteine lyase-like
Exons: 3
Source: RefSeq, a predicted model, not a curated record
GAAAAUUUAUAUGGAUUACAAUGCAACCACUCCUCUGGCACCAGAAGUGAUUGAGACAGUUAAAGAAGCCAUGUAUGAAGCAUGGGGCAAUCCUAGCAGUUCUUAUGAAGCAGGUCAAAGAGCAAAGAAGAUCAUAAAUGAAGCUCGUGAAAGUCUGGCUAAAAUGGUGGGAGGACGGUUCCAGGACAUUAUUUUCACUUCUGGAGGGACAGAACAACUGCUUUUCAACAAAUUGAACUGUGGCAUGACUUUCUUCUUUUUAUCCUGGUUUGUAGAAGCCACUUUUGUGCAAGUAUCAAAGGUGACCGGGCGAGUGGAAGUAGAUGAUGUUGUUGCAGCAAUCCAUCCAACUACUUGUUUAGUUUCUGUAAUGUUAGCAAAUAAUGAAACUGGGGUUGUGAUG